CCAUUCACUCUUAUUUCUGAACGGAAAGUGAUGGCUGGCGCACGCGUGGACGGGACUCAAAGAAAGUUAUUUUGUUUUGUGUUUUACGUGCAAAGUUAACUUUAUCAAAACAAGUUUUUCGUGAAUUUUUAUAAAUAACUUUCCAAUGCAGUGAUUUCUAUUAUCUGGAUUCGAAUUAAAACAGCAUUGAUUGUUUAUUUUACAUGCCACAAAAGUGAACAAGUUUCUGAAGUGCACAUCCCAAGUUGAAAGUUUUAAAAACAAGGCCAACAUUCGAUAACAGAUUUUUCGCGCGACGUGAGAACAAAGAAAACUGUUAUGUUUAGAUCAACAAUGAUGCUCGCAAACAGUCUCCCAACGGCUGAAUAGAUAGAAAACCAAGCAAAAAGUGACCAAUUAACCCGUUCAAAGACAAUGUGACAUAACGCCAUCUUGCGGUUAACGUUUGAACUUGAUUGUGAGUGAAAGUGCUUCGGGCAAGAUGAAGUUGAAUUUGUUUAGGCGGUCUAUGAUCUUCGCUACGUUCUUCGGGGCGUGUCUUUGUAUCGCGUUGAUAGUGGCGUCGUUGGGGACUACGCAUUGGAUAGAUGCGCGGGCGCGGCGGACUUCAAACCCUCUGGAGUCUGAGGGCAGAAUCAGCUUUGGACUCUUUGAGGGCCACAAAGAGCUCAAUUUCGGUUACGGGUGGAGGAACCAUGACUUCAGCGUAAAAGCCGGCUCCCACCCUGCCCGCCGAUGGGCCUGGUGCGGGACAGCCGGUCAGCUGGGCGCAGCCUUGAUAUCAGCUGGAGGAGCCUGCAUACUGGCUGCCUUGGGCUCUGCGGCCCGGGUGCGUUGUUCACCGCGUCCACUGCUGAUUGGGAACUCUUUAGCAGUGCUGUUCACCCUCGGAGCGAUAUCCGUGUGGCUGACCGAGUACUUCCUGCGGCUGCAACACAACGUCAUGUCUGAUGAGGACCUCGCCAACACCUGGUCUUCGGACGGGAUGGCCGAUCUGGGACUGUCUUUUUGGUUGGUGGUAUCCGCCAGCAUAGCAGCCUUCGUCAACAUUGUCUGUGUCCUCAUAGCCAUGUCUGACGCUAGAGACAUAGACACGGUAGCCCCGGCAUUAGAGGAGAAAGUCAACGGCGCCAUCAUGCUGUACUAAUAGCAGCUUACCGACCAAAUAGUGUGUCGGGCGGACAACAGAUGGCGUUGUAUCCCAUUUAGAUCGCGCUAGUGUAUGCUAUUUGA
Ostrinia furnacalis (Asian corn borer) is the source of this 1233-nucleotide messenger RNA. RefSeq lists its product as uncharacterized. The transcript has 5 exons. The coding region runs from base 482 to 1147 and encodes 221 amino acids. The record is from RefSeq and is a predicted model, not a curated record. Lineage: Eukaryota; Metazoa; Arthropoda; Insecta; Lepidoptera; Crambidae.